AUCUCGCUUCCUACCAAAACAAAUACAGUAUUUGGAGACGAGUCCGGUUUUAAAACUAUCUAAUCGUUUGCAGCCACACUCGUUGAUUGAGUUUCUGCUGAGAUCAAUCAUGUCCGAAAACGCCUCUCGCACGGUUUACAUCGGUGGUUUAGACGAGAGAGUGAGUGAAAGGGUGUUGUAUGAUAUUCUCAUUCAGGCAGGGCGCGUAGUGGACUUGUAUAUUCCUCGAGACAAGGAAACUGAGAAGCCAAAAGGUUUUGCCUUCGCAGAGUAUGAGACUGAUGAGAUUGCAAACUAUGCUGUCCGGCUUUUCUCUGGUCUUGUGAAACUCCACAACCGAACACUGAAAUUUGCGAUUUCUGGGCAAGACAAGCCCUCACCGAGCUUGUCCACAGCAACGAAAUCCACAUUAAAUUCUUCUCCCAGACCAACACCGCACCUUGUAACAUUUAACAAUACUGAAGGCUCUCCCAAUUCUGUGAGGUCGUCAACACUGUGCAGGCAGGAAAUAAAUUAUGCACAAGAGCCAGCUCCCCCUGGUGUAACACCACCACCUAAUGGUUAUAGAUCACAUUCUGAUGGCAACAGUUAUGGUUAUACUCGAAGGGUUUUUGGGGCAGCGUUGGAUAAUAUUAGCCAAUCUAGAUUGAGCCGCUCUAACACAAAUAACUCGAUCAAUUAUCCCUCCUAUUGAUUUUGUCAAAUAUUGGUUAGACACCAACUCUCACCUCUGUUGUAUUUACUCAAUCAACUCAUGCAGUGUUGCACUUGAGGUAGUGUGAGGAGUUUAGUGGAAGCUACACACUUUGUUUCUGGUGGUGAUGGUUCUAAAUAGUUGUAUCAGGUUAUGCUGAAUGUGUUAUUGCUUCUAAAAUCUAGACUUGUAAUCUUGACUUCUAAAAUCAAUUUAUGUUAUCAUUGCUUCUAAAAUCUAGACUUGUAAUCUUGACUUCUAAAAUCAAUUUAUGUUUUCUUUUAUCGA
Messenger RNA from Cornus florida, 982 nucleotides. RefSeq lists its product as uncharacterized. Lineage: Eukaryota; Viridiplantae; Streptophyta; Magnoliopsida; Cornales; Cornaceae. Gene Ontology annotation, molecular function: RNA binding. The record is from RefSeq and is a predicted model, not a curated record. The coding region runs from base 110 to 694 and encodes 194 amino acids. The transcript has 4 exons.